Messenger RNA from Microthlaspi erraticum, 2202 nucleotides. The record is from the annotation of a GenBank genome assembly. Lineage: Eukaryota; Viridiplantae; Streptophyta; Magnoliopsida; Brassicales; Brassicaceae.
AUGGAGUUCGAAACUCACGAAGAUGCGUAUUCGUUUUACAAAGACUACGCGAAAUCAGUCGGAUUCGGAACCGCGAAAUUGAGCAGCCGGAGAUCGAGAGCUUCGAAAGAAUUCAUCGACGCAAAAUUCUCCUGCAUACGCUACGGAAACAAACAGCAAUCCGACGACGCAAUCAACCCUAGAGCUUCCCCUAAAAUCGGCUGCAAAGCGAGUAUGCACGUCAAGCGAAGACCAGACGGGAAAUGGUACGUUUACAGCUUCGUCAAAGAGCACAAUCACGAGCUUUUACCGGAGCAAGCUCAUUUCUUCCGGAGCCAUCGAAACAACAACACGGAGCCACCGGCGAAAUCCGAUUCGCGUCUCAGCAGGAGGAAGAAGAACAAUCCGUUGGCCGCUGCUUGUAAACAUCUCAGCGCUUACCACGACCUCGAUUUUCUCGACGGUUACAUGAGGAAUCAGCACGAUAAAGGACGGCGUCUGGUGAUUAGCACCGACGAUGCUCAGAUCCUGCUUGAGUUUCUCGCGCGGAUGCAGGAAGAGAAUCCGAAAUUCUUCUACGCCGUUGAUUUCAGCGAAGAUCAUCUUCUGAGAAACGUCUUCUGGGUUGAUGCGAAAGGGAUUGAAGAUUACAGAAGCUUCAGCGAUGUGGUUUCUCUCGAGACGAGUUACAUGGUGAGUAAAUACAAGAUUCCGAUUGUGCUCUUCGUUGGAGUCAAUCAUCAUGUACAACCUCUGUUGCUUGGAUGUGGAUUGAUUGCAGAUGAAACGGUUUAUACUUACGUCUGGCUGAUCCAGUCCUGGUUGCUGGCGAUGGGUGGCUCAACGCCGAAAGCAAUGCUCACCGAUCAGAACAAUGCUUUAAAAGCAGCAGUCGCGGCGGUCUUACCGGAGACUCGCCAUUGCUACUGCUUGUGGCAUGUUCUUGAACGGCUUCCUCGGAAUCUUGACUAUUGGAGCAUGUGGCAGGACACUUUCUUGAAGAAGUUUCUCAAAUGUAUAUACAGGUCAUGGUCAGAGGAGGAGUUCGACAGGAGGUGGAUGAAAUUGAUAGAAAGGUUUCAUCUUAGAGAUGUUCAGUGGAUGAGGAGUUUGUAUGAGGAGCGUAAGUUUUGGGCGCCUGCGUUUAUGAGGGGAAAGACAUUUGCAGGUUUAUCAACGCGUUACCGUUCGGAGAGUGUGAGUUCUCUGUUUGAUAGGUAUGUUCAAGGUGAGACUUCGCUUAAGGAGUUUUUAGAAGGGUAUGGGGUGAUGUUAGAAGAUAGGUACGAAGAGGAAGCGAAAGCUGAUUUCGAUGCUUGGCAUGAAGCGCCUGAGCUGAAAUCUCCGUCUCCUUUUGAGAAGCAGAUGUUGCUUGUAUACACUCAUGAGAUAUUUAAGAAGUUCCAAGUAGAGAUUCUUGGUGCUGCUGCUUGUCAUCUUACGAAGGAGAGCGAGGGAGGGAUAAGUUACAGUGUUAAAGACUUUGAAGACGAUCAGAAGUAUUUGGUGGAUUGGGAUGAGACAAAGUCUGAUAUUUACUGUUCUUGCCGUUCGUUUGAGUACAAGGGUUAUCUCUGUAGGCACGCGAUCGUUGUUCUGCAAAUGUCUGGUGUUUUCACCAUUCCGGUUAACUACGUGUUGCAGAGAUGGACGAACGCGGCUAGAAACAAGCAUCGGAUCAGCGGAGACCUUGAGGUUGUGCAGUGUAAUAUCCGGCGUCUCAAUGAUCUUUGCCGGCGAGCUGUUAUAUUGGGAGAAGAAGGUUCUCUUUCUCAAGAGAGUUAUGAUAUCGCCAUGUCUGCGAUGAAAGAAGCUUUUAAACAGUGUGCUGUUAAGAGUACUGCCGUUGAACAUCCCAAUCGGUUUGAAGAAGCUGCAAUUCAAGAAGAAAGUCAAUAUGGAUCCACAUCGAAGCAGAUUGGAGCCGAGUCUCACAUACAUGCAGAUGGUAAUCUAGGGCAAGCUGAUACCAGAAGGGAGAAGAGAAUUGGCUUUAACAAUACAUCUAAAAAGGCAAAGCAGCAUUUGGCUCAGUCUGGAAUCAUUGGUGAGGGAAGCCAUGAAGGAUUUCAACAUAUGACUGGUGCAAGACCGUUGUUGCAGGCGGUAACGGAGGGGCAGUAUCACAACACGAUGCCACCGGGAAUGUUCCAAAACGUGAUCUCAACUGAGUUCCACAACAUUCAGGCUACAAAUAUGCAUCAGAACAAUCCCCCUGGGUAG